Camellia sinensis is the source of this 1364-nucleotide messenger RNA. RefSeq lists its product as uncharacterized. NCBI's taxonomy places the organism in Eukaryota, Viridiplantae, Streptophyta, Magnoliopsida, Ericales, Theaceae. The record is from RefSeq and is a predicted model, not a curated record.
AACAUGUAUAUAUAAAUAAACAUGAUUAUGUAUUUGGAGAUAAGAAGGUUCCACUACAAAUAAUCAAUCAAUUCUAUUAAUUGUCUCUCUCUCUCUCUCUCUCGUGAAUUGAAUAAUGGAUGAAAUGAAUGUUGUUGAUGUAUCUUCUUUCAUGCUCCUUGAGGCCACAGGCGAUUCAGAGGUCGAUUCUGAGCUCAACAUGGAUGUAGCUGCAGACCAUGAUGCUGAUGAUGAUGAUGAUGAUGCUCAAUCAUGCAGCUGUGAUUUGCUGGACUAUUGUGGACCCGAGUUUGAUUAUGAUCAUCUAGGAAAUGCCCAUGAUCAAGAUCUUCAUUUUGAUGAUGAUGAUGAUGAGGGUGAAGUGAUUGAUCAAGAUUGGACUGAUGAUGACAAUGAUGAUGAUGAUCAAGUGGGGCUGAGCAGCACUGCUAAAGCUGGAUUACACAAGAAAUCAAGUGUUGAUUCAAAUAUGGAGUUGAUGAAUGAGAUGGAAAAGAACAGGCUUUUCUGGGAGGCUUGUUUGGCCUCUUGAGUAUGUCAUUUUUUUUUUCUUUCUUUCUUUCUUUGUAGAAUUGAGACUCAAAGUCACCUUUUGGCUAACCAAUUUUCCUGCAGCUUUUUGUCUGAGUUUUUCUUUACGAAAUUACAAGUGAUUUUCAAACAAAAUUUUUAAUCAAAAUAAUUUUAAAUUUAUUUUUCAAACUCAGAUUGUUUUAUAAAAUUGUAUUUUUAAAAUACGAUUUUAAGUUUAACUUCGCGUAUUUAAAAAACAAUUUCAGAUAUAUUUUUAAAGUCGGUACUCAUUUUUCUAUAUUUGUUAUGAAAAUAUGAUUCCAACUUUAAAAUUGUUUCUUUUGAAAACAUAAUUUCAUGAAACAAAUUGGGUUGAGGAAACAAGUUGAAAAUUGUUUGAAUUUAAUGAAUUUUGUUUGAAAACAACAUGCAUUUGAAAGAAAAACUCAGCUUUUGUCCUCUAUUUUUAAUUUUUUUUGAGCAAAAUUCCAUUGCUCAAGACGAGCUAACAGUUUCAAACAUAGUGAAUGCGAAGCAAUUGUGGAUAUACUGAACCCUCCGUAGAAUUGAAUGUUCUCCGAGAUGUUUGUGUUCCAAUGAUGUAUACCUCCUCUCUCUCUCUCAUUUGAUCUCAUACUUUGAACUUCUCUCCAUGUAAAUGUGAUUUGUAAGAAAUUUAACAAGUAAUUGUGUUGUUCACAGCUGUAUAAGUAGUAAAGUUUGGGACCAAGAACUCAUAUUUUAAAAGGUUAAUUACACUUUUAAUUUUUAAAUUUUGAUUCAAAUUAUAAUUUGGUCUUUAUGAUUUUAAAUUGAAUAAUUUGGUCUCUCAACUUUAAAUUUAGUUUUCA